Molecule: messenger RNA, 2172 nt
Organism: Cephus cinctus (wheat stem sawfly)
Lineage: Eukaryota; Metazoa; Arthropoda; Insecta; Hymenoptera; Cephidae
Exons: 2
Coding region: 642-1913 (423 amino acids)
Source: RefSeq, a predicted model, not a curated record
GUACCUAAAAGGGUUCUAGAGAAUAACUAUGAAAAAUUGAUCCAGAUCGGUCAAAGCAGCUUCAUGAUAAGCGGCAAGUAACUUGCAAAAAUGUAAAAAUCGCGUAGAGUAAUUAUAAAAUAAUUUUGUAUCGAAAAUUCGACUAAUUCGUUACCAAUUUGAAUACUGAUAAUAACUGGACCGUUCACCUUAUUAGCUUAAGGGAUAACACCACUGUAAAUUUUUUCAAAAGUCGAUUUUUUUUUGUUGGCUUAAAAAUACUGUAGACCCUCUAAAAUGUGGGGCAAAAAGUCUCAUAACGGAAAAAAAAUUUCCUCAAAAUUUUGAGCUAUUUUCCGAGCGCGUCGGGCCACUUCGAAACGACUAACUGCGUCGGAUAGAUACCUACUGGGAAGGUACAACCUUAUGCUUUACAUUUUGAUUUUGAACAUCUCCAGUACCCUAACAGAUGUCACUAGAAAGUGUUUGGGUGCAAUCAAUAGGAUUUUCAAACAAAAGUGCGUUAGUGUAGCGUCAGUAAGCGUCAGUAACUGUAGAAGCGUUGGUUAUUUUCUCGAUUGACAUGAAAGUUGUUGUGUUUCACACUAACUAUUUAUAAUAGUACUAGUUAUUUUGUAUUUCUGAAUGCUCUUGAAAUAAUAAUGAGUGAUACAAACAUUUAUUUGGGCAAGGAAGGUACGAAAAAUUCGUAUCCAACGAGGUGUCGGAGUAGUGUAUUAUCGAGACGACUGUUGAAUGGAUACGAGGCUGAGGGUAACACGGAAGCAGUCAGUGCCUCAGCGAAGAAAUUAAAAGUGUGUUCAGACGAUUUUGAUGUAAAUUAUGGAUUCGGUUACAGAAUUAUAAAUUUUAUUGCUGUUUUUUCAACAAUUGCUCAACAUGUAAAGUGCAAAAAAUGUGAUUCGAACAUCUCGUUUCAAGAGAGAAGUCCUCGGGGCUUAGGCUUCAAAAUAGUUAUUGCUUGCCCGAAUUGUCCAGAUGUUGAAAUUCCAAGUAGUAAAUUAAUACAAAAUGCAUAUGAAAUAAACCGUCGAAUCGUGUUGGCAAUGCGACUACUUGGAAUAGGGCUAACUGGAAUUACGAAAUUUUGUGCGUUUAUGGAAUUGCCACGACCGAUAUUUCAAUCUUUUUAUGAUAACAUAGUGAAUAUGAUUUCGAUCGCAGCAAAGUCUGUACGAGACGCUAACAUAAAAAAAGAAGCACAAGAAGAAAAAGAGGAAAGUGAAGAAAUAGGACAGUCUGAAGAGAUAAUUGUUUCCGGUGGAAAUUUUGAAGUACAAAAGAACGAAUGUAUCCAUGACGUACAAAAAAUAAUGAGUACUCGUCUAAGAAAUCUGAAGAAAACAGUGAAAGGCCUCGGAGGAAAAGGUAAAUUAACAGCCAAAUUAAUCAAUCAAUUGACGGUUUAUUAUGGAUUGGCAAUACGUCGGAAUGCAAACUCCUUGGAGAAUAUGAAAAAAGAAAUCUGGGCAACCUUAUUUCAUAAAUUAUCAACCGACGAAAAUCCGCAACACCAGAAAUGCUCAGAUACUUGGUGUGACUGGAAGAAGGCAGAGUCAGCGGAUACCUUGGACACUUACUAUCAUAGGCCGGCACUUUCUAAAGUUGUUUUUGAUGCUAUCAAACCAAUUUAUGAGGAUUUGAGUCGAGAUGAAUUUUUAAAUCGUUGCUUGGGUGGCUACACGCAGAAUAGUAACAAAAGCUUCAAUGCUACCGUUUCGAAACUGGCUCCAGAAUCUUAUUCGAGUGGCGAAACAGUAUUGGAUCUAGCAACGGAUUUGGCUGUAUGCAAUUUUAAUAAUGGACUUACUAGCAUUUUGCAAAUUAUGAAGAUUUUGGAAAUGGAUAUCGGCAUCCAGUCUUACAAUUUCUGCUUGGAAGCCGAUGCCAUGAGAACGCCGAGCAUUUUUUGACGGACGAGGGAAAAGAGACACGCUGUAGCAUCAAAUCCUCAAGAAAAGAAAACGAGGAUGAAUAUUUGAAUUUAUGACAACUUUAUGGUCCUGGGAUAACAGACUGAUAGUUAAAAUCUGCAUAGCUACACUGCGUGCCGUGCCGCAGAGCGCCUCAAGUUCAACGUGCCUCGGGCAAAUGGCUCUAGUGUCGGCAUUUUUAUUUAUAUUUGUAUCAUAAUUUUUCCUUUUGUACUUAAAUAUAAUGUUAAUAACUCCA